Molecule: messenger RNA, 1451 nt
Organism: Angiostrongylus costaricensis
Lineage: Eukaryota; Metazoa; Nematoda; Chromadorea; Rhabditida; Metastrongylidae
Source: the annotation of a GenBank genome assembly
AUAACCACUCUUUUUCCUGUAUGCAAUUUCCAAAAGACAUGUCAUUGUAUCCCAAGUGCUAUGAAAAGAUGAUAUGGAUGUUUAGCGGAUGGAAAACACAUAAGUGUUACGCAGAAUACGGAAUUGACGGAUCCUUAUGUUCCUUCCGACGUUAUCUCUCAGUGGUUGAAAAUCAUUGCCCUCCUUUGCCUUCGGAAAGCGUCAGUUAUAAAUUAGUCGAAACUGAUACGAUUGCCAAGGUAAUGCUUCAUAUGGGGGUACUGGCGGAUCCGAAUAUUAAUUUUGGACAGAGAUCUAACAGUGGUGGACCACUGGGUGAAUUACUACAAUGGACAGAUCUUAUCGCUUGUCUAUUCCUGCAUGUGGAUCUGUUCCCUGUAGGUUCCCCUUGCCCAAAUAACCGUCAAGGCGUUGAUUUGAUCAUCACUGACAUUGUCGGAUUGCGCUCAUUUAACAGUCGAAAGGAUUUCAUAGUGCAGCACAAAUGUCGCAUACGUCUGCUUGAUAGCUUUGGGACACAUGUAGAAUUCAACUACAAGUCCUAUUUCAAUGCUCAUCAGAGCGAUUUGGGAAUGCAAGGUAAAUCUAGAAACCCAUGGGGAGGAAACGAACUUAAACUUCUACAGUAUUGGACAUUUUUUCCUCAUACUCCCGACAACGAUUUCCUUGGUUUUGCGAUUCAUAAGUCCAACACGAAGCCAAUGUUUGAACGAAAUUCGCGUGGUCGGCCUGUCUCGUUAAUUUAUGGAAAGGAGAAAUAUAUGUGGAGUGGUUCUGAAGCAGUCAUAGAUAUAUUGAAAAACCUUACUGAGGUCCACGCUACUGUCGCUGAUGCAAAAGAUUCAAGCGGCAUGUUUUCCAAUGUGACAAAUCACGGUUUUUUGAACGGGUCAGCUAUAGCUGCUUUGAUGAAAUCAUCCAACAUUUUUUUUGGUCUUGGAUUUCCUUUAGAAGGUCCUGCUCCGCUGGAGGCAAUAGCAUAUGGUGCAGUAUUCAUCAACCCAAAGUUCAAUCCACCUAAGUCGCGUCGGAACAUGAUGUUUCUUCAUGAGAAGCCAACACUUAGAGAGUUCACUAGUCAGUUGCCUUAUCUGGAACGCUUCGGUAAACCACACGUCUACACUGUUGACUUUAGUAACACGUCUGCACUAAAAAAUGCUAUAAUGCAGGCGAUAAAGGAAAAGCCUGAUCCGUUCGUACCUGAAGAAUAUACACCGGAAGGGAUCACGUUUGUUUCAAUGAUGGUCUUCUUUAGCAUCGCGGGUUGCUCACCUCUCCAGUUGGUUAAUUCUACAGAGCCGUAUGCACCCUUCAAAUGUUCACUGCAGUCGAAUCCAUUAAUGUUCAGUUGCGCUUCUCGUCCUCCUACUGGCAGGGGAGUUGUAAGAAUUUGUCCCUGUAGAGAUUAUUUACUUGAACAGGUAGCGUUUUGUAGAAAUUGUGUGUCUUAG